CCCCCUCACAGCAUCACAGCACUUGUUUUCCGGACGCGUCAACAGUGUCCAAAAUGUAGUCUAUUUGGCAGCUCUCACUAGGCUGUGAGGCUGGUUGUGGUUUUGUAGUCGGCUCUAAUGUUACAGGAGAAACAUCUGUUGCUGUAUCCUCGCCAUAGUUUGUGAGAUAGCCGUCCACCGCUAGGGUUUGCUACAGAGAUUUCCUCCCGCCGCUCCGAGCGCCUCAGCCCUCCGCCUGCCUUCAUGCAGCCCGAUACGCGCUCAGGAGAACCAGCAGCCGUGUUGAGACAUGAAAAUGCACACUAGCCGGCUAGGAAAGUUUCACAGCAGCUCCUUUGAAAUAGCGGACUAAGUGAAUGUCUGGAGGCGCGCGGUUGGGCAGGGAAACGCGAAAGCAUGACGGCCAAGAGAACCGCUUUCCAGCCGUUGUCCAGCUCCCGCAUCCCGGCGGCGGAGAGGAAGGGAGCGGCUGAGCGCGUUCAUAACCCCGAGUGCUGUGACUCUUCCCCGCAGGAGCCGGAGAAACCAGCGGCGUCCGCCUCGGGGCUUCCCGCCUUGGGGGCUGUCGGGGGCUCCGGGCCGGUGGUGGACGAGUCAUCCGACAGCGAGGGAGAGCAGGAAGGGCCGCAGAAACUCAUCAGGAAAGUGUCAACCUCCGGGCAAAUACGAAGCAAGACGAGCGUGAAGGAAGGGCUGCUUCUGAAACAGACGAGCUCGUUCCAGCGUUGGAAAAAACGUUAUUUCAAAUUGCGGGGACGGACGCUAUACUAUGCCAAGGAUGCCAAGGCGGGUGGCGUUUUGGCCCGCUGGCAGUAUCGGGUCUCUCGUAGCCGCGUGUGCUGGAGGGUGCUUUCCGUCUGCUGGACCGGUGCCCGCCGUCCGCCGCCCGCUCUCGGCGCCAGUGGAUCGGAGGAAGGCUUGGUGGCGAUUCGGUCACUUAUUUUCGAUGAGGUGGAUCUUUCAGAUGCCAGUGUUGCCGAAUCAAGCACAAAGAAUGUCAACAAUAGUUUCACGGUAAUUACACCGUUCCGAAGGCUUAUCCUGUGCGCCGAGAACAGGAAAGAAAUGGAGGACUGGAUCAGCUCGCUGAAAUCGGUUCAGUCCAGAGAGCAUUACGAGACGGCACAGUUUAAUGUGGAACAUUUCUCAGGGAUGCACAACUGGUAUGCCUGCUCCCACGCUCGCCCUACCUUCUGUAACGUCUGUCGGGACAGCCUCUCAGGGGUCACUUCUCAUGGCCUCUCUUGUGAAGUGUGUAAAUUCAAGGCCCACAAAAGAUGUGCAGUCAGGGCCACCAACAACUGCAAAUGGACAACGUUGGCCUCUAUUGGGAAGGACAUCAUUGAGGACGAGGAUGGGAUUGCGAUGCCACACCAAUGGCUGGAAGGCAACCUGCCUGUCAGUGCUAAGUGUGCCGUUUGCGACAAAACCUGUGGCAGCGUGCUACGCUUGCAGGACUGGCGUUGUUUGUGGUGCAAGGCCAUGGUGCACACGGCAUGCAUGGAUCUCUACCCCCGCAAAUGUCCCCUCGGCCAGUGCAAAGUGUCCAUUAUCCCCCCUACCGCCCUCAACAGCAUUGACUCAGACGGUUUCUGGAAGGCCACCUGUCCCCCGUCAUGUGCUAGUCCACUCCUCGUGUUUGUCAACUCAAAAAGUGGAGACAACCAAGGAGUAAAAUUCCUGCGUCGUUUCAAACAGCUGCUUAAUCCCGCUCAGGUCUUUGACCUGGUCAACGGUGGACCUCAUUUAGGUCUUCGCUUGUUCCAAAAGUUUGAUAAUUUCCGGAUUCUCGUGUGCGGUGGAGAUGGAAGCGUUGGCUGGGUCCUCUCUGAAAUCGACAAACUAAAUCUUCACAAACAGUGCCAGCUGGGCGUUCUGCCACUAGGCACCGGGAAUGACCUGGCGCGGGUGCUCGGUUGGGGGCCGUCGUGUGAUGAUGAUACUCAACUCCCUCAGAUACUGGAGAAGCUGGAGCGAGCCAGCACCAAGAUGCUGGACAGGUGGAGUAUAAUGACGUAUGAGAUUAAAAUACCUCCCAAACAAAGCUGCCCCGCCACACCUGAGGAGGCAGAGGACGGCCAGUUACAGAUAUCUGCUUAUGAGGAUUCAGUGGCUGCUCAUCUCACAAAGAUCCUGAACUCAGAUCAGCACUCAGUGGUCAUAUCUUCAUCAAAGGUAUUGUGUGAGACGGUGAAGGAAUUUGUGGCCAAAGUUGGAAAGUGUUAUGAGAGAAGCAGUGACAGUACAGAGGAAGCUGAUGCACUCGCCCUCAAAUGUGCAAUUCUGAACGAGAAGCUGGACUCCCUUCUGCAGACGUUGAAUUUGGAGGCCCAGGCCAUGACGCCCUCAGCUCUCACCACGCCACCCAUCGUGGAGGAGGAGGUGGAGGAGGAGGAACUGGAGGAAGAAGAAGAUCUGAGCGAAGAGUCUUUAACAGAGCUGAAGGAGAAUGAGACUGAGAAAGGCUCUGCACAUAAGCUCUUCAGACCCCGCGAGCAGCUCGUGCUGAGAGCAAACAGUCUGAAGAAAGCGCUCAGACAGAUCAUUGAGCAGGCAGAGAGAAUGGUGGAUGAGCAGAACGCUCACACCGAGGAGCAGGAGCUGCAGUCUCCCACUGACUUCAGGAAAGACAGUGAAGAGGAAAACCGAGACAAUGAGAAGGACGAGGAUACUAAAGAACUGGAAGCUCUGCCCUUGGCUAAGUCACCGUGUUCGCCGCCAGAGAGGCGUGUCAGUCGUAGCACGCAGUCCUGCGGCUCCUUUUCCAUCACUCCCUUCACCACAAGCAAGGAGAACCUGCCUGUUCUCAACACACGCAUCAUCUGUCCCGGUCUGCGGGCAGGUCUUGCUGCCUCUAUAGCUGGAAGCUCCAUAAUCAGUAAGAUGCUGCUUGCCAACAUAGAUCCAUUUGGUGCCACACCCUUCAUAGAUCCUGACUUGGACUCACUAGAGGGCUAUUUGGAGAAGUGUGUGAUGAAUAACUACUUUGGGAUUGGGUUAGAUGCAAAGAUCUCACUGGAGUUCAACAACAAGCGUGAGGAGCACCCAGAGAAAUGCAGAAGUCGCACUAAAAACAUGAUGUGGUAUGGAGUUCUGGGGACGAAAGAGCUUCUGCAGCGGACCUACAAGAACUUGGAGCAGAAAGUUCAGCUGGAGUGUGACGGCCAGUACAUCCCACUCCCCAGUCUCCAAGGAAUCGCUGUGCUGAACAUCCCCAGCUACGCUGGGGGAACCAACUUCUGGGGCGGCACCAAAGAAGAUGACAUAUUUUGUGCCCCUUCGUUUGAUGAUAAAAUUUUGGAAGUGGUCGCUGUGUUUGGCAGUAUGCAGAUGGCUGUCUCAAGGGUGAUCAAACUGCAGCAUCACCGUAUUGCACAGUGUCGCACAGUGAAGAUCACCAUCCUGGGAGAUGAAGGAGUGCCUGUCCAGGUGGAUGGAGAAGCCUGGAUUCAACCUCCAGGAGUCAUCAAGAUUCAGCACAAGAACCGGGCCCAGAUGCUGACAAGAGACCGGGCGUUUGAAAACACGCUGAAGUCUUGGGAGGAUAAACUGAAAUACGACAAGCCUCCGCUGAGGCCGCAUCUGUAUCCUCAGCACUCUGUGGAUCUGGCCACAGAGGAGGAGGCCACGCUCAUCCAGAUGUGCGCUCGGGCCGCAGAGGAUCUCAUCACCAGGAUCUGCGAGGCUGCCAAAAACUACCAACUCCUCGAGCAGGAACUCGCCCACGCUGUCAAUGCCUCCUCUCACGCCAUCAACAAAACACACCCUAAGUUCCCCGAGAGCCUGACAAGAAACACUGCCAUUGAGGUGGCCAGCACCGUGAAGGCCCUGCACAAUGAGACGGAGUCGCUGCUAGUAGGACGAGUGCCAUUGCAACUGGACCCUCCACAUGAAGAGCUGCUGUCCAGUGCCCUGCAGAGUGUUGAGGUUGAACUGGGAAAGCUGGCUGAGAUCCCAUGGCUCUACCACAUUUUACAGCCCAAUGACGAGGAGGAUCACUCGCUCGAGUACGGAAAAAGAAACAGUCGGAGUGGCAUGUUUCGCAUAGUGCCAAAGUUCAAGAAAGAGAAAGCCCCGAAGAAGUCCAGCCCACAGUCAGUUCAGAGGUGGGGCACUGAAGAGGUGGCCGCCUGGCUGGAGCAGCUCAGCUUGGGAGAAUACAAAGAGACCUUCAUCCGCCACGACAUCCGCGGCUCCGAGCUCCUGCACCUGGAGAGGAGAGACCUCAAGGAUCUGGGGAUCUCGAAGGUGGGUCAUAUGAAGAGAAUUCUCCAGGGAACUAAGGACUUGGCCAAGAGUUCGAUGGUGGACCUGUGAGAGAGACGUCAACACACAUUCCGUUCGUGAGCGAAGAGGAGUUGAAGCGGGAGCUCCGGUGUGGGAAGCGCUUUGGUUUUUUGUGGAUCUCUGUAGGAAUAGCUUGUAGAAAAGCUAGGAAUGUUUGUUUUAGAGCAAGCGCUGGUGCCAAAACGACAAGGAUUGCGUUCCGAGACUUUUAGACCCAUAGAAAAGCCAUUCCUCACCUAUCGCAUCGACGGCACAAUCAGGUAUGCAAUUCUCAUCGUGCACGCGACCUCCGGCCUCUUUAACAGAUUCCAAAUCAAGUAGCAGAACAGGACUUCCAAACCCGAGAGGAGCGCACGGCCUCUGAGUAGCUCGCUGGCUCUUUGCCUUGCGGUAGAUGGCAACAAUAGGAGGGCGAUGUGAUGUGUCAGCAAUAUUCUGCUUUUGACAGCACUGUUUACAUUUUAAGGAGACGGGAAAAAGACUGCUGGGGUAUCGCAAUCAAACGGCAAUCAUCCUAGUGCGCCGCUGCAGUCCAGGAAAGGUCAAAAGGGGUUUCCUUCGCCAGUGACAUACUGAUGCAUGGUAUGCUUGCUAUAUUUGGAUAGCUGUUUUACUGCAUGAUCUGCGUCUUGUUUUUUAUUGUACAAACUAACACUUGAACAAGUUUUAUAUGAAUUUAGUAUAACGCCAUUUGUUACUACUGAAGCAUCCCUUUGGUCAAAGUAGACUGCUGAUUUAUUAUUUCUAUUUAUCUGUCUGCAUGGAAACCUCGUGUCAAAAGCGGUGUCAUGUGCCAUAUUUAUUGUCAGAUGAGCUUUAUCGCUAAGAAACGUUUUAAUCUUAGGUAGGUCGGUGAAGUAAGUACCAAAGCGAAUGUCCCCUGGUUUUUAAAGCGAAAUGUUCUUCAAAAAGUUUCGUUUGCCCUCUAAAACGUUGGAAAUUGUCUUCAAAAACGGUUCAGAAACACAUGAACACGACGACUCUUUGUAGCUUCAAACUUCUUCUUAUUAUACAUUAGUUGAAAUAGGACUUUUAUUGUUUUGAGUAAGAAAUUGCAGUUGACCUGCAACAUAGUUGAUAUUUACUGAGUUCAGGAACCCAGUGCAAGUUCGAUAGGAUCAUCUACAUUUGGUCGGUGGCAUUACAGGGUAUAAGAGAUCGUUUGUUUGUUAAUAUAUGCACUGUAUAUACGUUUAAAAAGUCUAAACUGUUAACUCCAGUUACGAGUAAAGCCUUUGUAUAAUAGAACGCUUACACGAUAUUAUCGGAUGACACAUUUAUUUGUGUAUAGAGCACCAUAACACCUUUGUGAAUUAUUCUGUUUAGUAAUCGCCUUUACACGUUAAGUGCUGUUGUACUCUAUGGAAGGUGCAAUAUUGUAUUUAUUUUGAUACAUUUCUUCUCUACGAAGCUUUAUGACGUGAGGUUUUUCCAUGGAAAACUAAAAAAGAUAAACUUCACACACUUCUUUCGGUUUUGGAUUAAGGUGGACUUUGGGUCAGACGAAUCAUGCCAUGUUCUCUCUCUCCAAAAUUCAUAAAUCUUCCAUAAGCAAAUCGUUGAUCCUGUCAAACCGUGCUUCCAGGAUAAUUUGCUAGACGGCUGGAUGUUUCCUCACACCGACUAUAAAACUGUUGUGCCUCUAUUUUUUCCGCAAAGUGGAAAAUUUCGAGCUCGGAGCUACACGUAGUUCUACACAAGCCAACCCGACCAACGGUGCACAUGGGACUCAUAACAGUGGAUUUUAGUUUAUGUUAUAUUAUAAUGUUCCUCUAGAGGGUGUUCGAUAACAUCAAAGGAGUACUUGAUAUAUACACAGAGCGAGAGUCGGAAAAGAUGUGGUGUUCCCAACCGAGAAAUCCAAUUCUAGCCACAAUUUACCUGACGUGAGAUUCAAACAAAUAUGGAGGACCGGGUUCGGUUGGUUGGGUGGAACCGAGCAGGAUGUUUUUAAAAAGAAAAAUACACAAUUGAAGAGUUCAGUGGGAGUUUAGGCAGUAUUAUCAAAUGAUGAGACUAAAAAUGAGAGUGAAUUCAUCACAGCAUUCAUUAAUCAGUAAUAAUUAUAACAUCGCAUGGCGCCAAACUUUGGCCUGAAGAGUCUAUUGUACACAAAGAAACAAGAAAAUGUCCUUAAACGUCUUUAAUAUUAUCACAAACUGACAAUUUGGUGAAUACGCAAGCAGUAAAAGUGUGAUUUACACUUUUUAUAGCUUGUGUGUUUGGUUUCUAAAUGUCAGUUGAGUUUUGAUGGUUUAAUGCUCUCGCCAGCCAAUAAUUCACCACACAACACACACUGUGGUUUGCACAAACCAUGUUUAUUCUUGUUGUAAGUGAACCCGUAUUUAAUGUCGUUUGGCAUUGUCCAUAUUGGCAUCUACGCAGUAUGCCUAGUUUCCACCAACUGAAAGAUGAACUUAAUACCGUCCAGUUUGAUUGGGCGCAUAAUGCUGGACGAACAAAAUCAAACAUUUCUCCCUUCUUAUAAAAGUUGAUAAGUGUAUUUUUAUUUCUAUGCUAGCUACAUGCAACUUAAUGGUUUUCUAGCAGUUGAGAGCCAACAGUGCAGCCUGCUUUUUUCAGCAAUCCAUGUUGUUUGUCCGUUUGCGGUUAAAUUGGCAACUUAAUGUCUCUCGCUUCCCGUCUUUUCUCAGUAGCGAGCAUUUACUGAGGUUUCAGCGUCUGCCUGUAGGCAUUUCAGGUUGGCUGUUUAAUCCAUCGGCAGGCCCACGUGAAAUCUGCGCCAGCAGAACUCUGCAAAAACCUCUGCUGAUUGAGAUGCGCAUCAAGUUUUACACAUUCCCUUUCACUUGCGUAUUUCUUUAUGAAAUAUUUUGGCCAGUUUAUAGGGAUAGUUUACCCAGAAAUGCAAAUGACCCCAUGAUUUAUUCACUCUCAAGCCAUUCUAGGUGUCUGUGACUUUCUUCUUUUAGAUCAAUGCAGUCUGAGUUUUAUUAAAAAAUGUCCUGCCUCCUCCAAGCUUUAUAAUGGCAGUGAAUGGCUGUUGAGAUUUUGAAGUCCAAUAAAGUGCAUCCAUCCAUCAUAAAAAGUACUCCACACAGCUCUGGGUGUUAAUAAAGGCCUCCUUUAUGUAAUUAAAAUAUCCAUAUUAGCUUCUGCUAACUGUUUUUAGUUUACAGUUUGUAAAGUUUUUAAAUAUGGAUACUUAACACAAACAGUUUGCUUUAGAAGGCCUUUAGUAACCCCCGGAGACGUGUGGAGUACUUUUAAUGAUGGAUGGAUGCACUUUUUUGAACUUCAAAAAUUCAACACCCAUUCACUGCUAUUAUAAUGCUUGGGAGAGCCAGGACAUUUUUUAAAAAUAACUCUGUAUUCAUCUGAAAGAAGAAAGUCUCCUAGGAUGGCUUGAGGGUGAGAAAAUCAUGAGAUUAUUUUCAUUUUUGGGUGAACUGUGCCUUUAAUGCUUUCAACUACCACUUACUGUGCAGAGAAUGACAUCUGGACUUCAUGUUGCAGUUCAUGCAGUUCAUGUUGUGGUCAUAUAAUAUCGAAACCUGUGUGCACAUACCUCCAUUUCGAAAGCAUGGCUGAAUGUACUGAUAUGCUUUUCAGAUAAGCAUUUCUGAGUGACCGCAUUACAAAAAGUAAUUUCCCCACCUAGCUAGAACCAUGACCAAAGACCCAAGAUCAUUUCCAGAACUCUACGAAGCUGCCCGAAACCCGGUUUAAUUGGCCUUACAUGAUCUCUGUUUGACAGCUGUAGCAGGUCGACCUUGUAUAUGGUGCCUCUGUAUAGUUCAUUUGUUCACAAUAGACUCAAAUCACACAAGUGCAGUCUUCCUCUCAUGCCACACUGAAUACAUGUGCACAUGAUCACAUGAACCUCAGAUCAGUUCUCAAGCCACCACGCGAGUGACUUCGGUGGGCUUCGGCUUAUCGAUGGCAAAGGUAAAGCUGUAAACUGCCUGGUUUUUCGAAAACAAAUUCAUUUGAGGAAUUUGUAGAGCAAGGUAACAUAUCUUUGACAUGAUUUAUAUCCAGUUAAGAGAAGUGCGAUGUGAGUUUCAUUUGUUUACAUUGUGUUUACAAUGGCACAGUUUCAUUUUUAAGACUACAUGUAUAGGUAUAUUUACAAUACUUGCAUAUUUAUUAAGAUUAAACAACUGAUGUGUAUGUGUUUUCACUAUUGGGAUAUAAUGUUACGGUAGCCACUUGUAUUGAUAUCUGGAUGAUUUUGGUAAGUAGUAGAUAAUUUUUAUGACUACUAAGUGACUGUUUUCUGUGCCUUUUUAUCGUAGAUGCAUGGUUAACUAUUUAUUACAAUAUGGAGGUCACUGAGAUGUGUAUUUUUGUAUCCUGAUUAAAUAAGUGUUUCGAUUUUGAUGUACAUUUUGAGGUGGUAAAACGCUGCCAGUUGAUAUCUUCCUUCUUCAAUAAAAUUGAAUGCAUACACAGUA
Molecule: messenger RNA, 8705 nt
Organism: Labeo rohita (rohu)
Lineage: Eukaryota; Metazoa; Chordata; Actinopteri; Cypriniformes; Cyprinidae
Gene: dgkh
Product: diacylglycerol kinase, eta
Exons: 30
Coding region: 397-4317 (1306 amino acids)
Biological process (GO): diacylglycerol metabolic process; intracellular signal transduction; lipid phosphorylation
Molecular function (GO): ATP-dependent diacylglycerol kinase activity; protein binding
Source: RefSeq, a predicted model, not a curated record